Messenger RNA from Aspergillus alliaceus, 2407 nucleotides. Its product is annotated as MATE family efflux transporter. Gene Ontology annotation, cellular component: membrane. The transcript has a single exon. The record is from RefSeq and is a predicted model, not a curated record. Gene Ontology annotation, biological process: xenobiotic detoxification by transmembrane export across the plasma membrane. Lineage: Eukaryota; Fungi; Ascomycota; Eurotiomycetes; Eurotiales; Aspergillaceae. Bases 640 to 2211 code for a protein of 523 amino acids. Gene Ontology annotation, molecular function: xenobiotic transmembrane transporter activity; antiporter activity.
AUAUCCUUUCCUGGAUUCUCAAGAAAUAAGGAAUCACGGGAUUGUUCUAGCCCGGACGUAGUAUAAAUGACCGUCGGUAGUGGUCGGAACGUGGGGUAGCGAUAAGAAGCUCAAUCCAACUUCACAAGUGUAGCAUAACUGGAUGCGAGGGAGGACGAUCUAUUCCGGAUCGGGAACUUGUUUGGAGAAAAUGAAGGCAUACAGGAGAGUAUGCAUCAUAGCUGAUAAGGGAAGAGUCACCACAUGAAGUGAGGGCUCAGCACUUUUGACAAUCUUUAUCAGGGUCACAGGAGGCUUCUGGAAUGCCUAUUUGGGUCAAAACUUCGAGUUUGAUGGGGUUGGGCGAUUAUCUAUGUUUGUUCCGAAUGGAAUACCAUGAGCAGUAUCUGCAUGAGCUUUUUUGUAUUUCUAAAUAUUUUCCAAGGUAUUUUUAUUACCUUUGUAUGAGAUAUUUAUUGCUCGUCCAGAUCCACUUGUUUGCUUACCGAGAAAAGUCAGUUCUGCUGGUCAUUUGGGUCAGUCUGCAAGGUAUCGGCGCAAUAAGUAAAAUAGGCUCUGGGCUUCCCUAGUUUUUUGAUAUAGAAGCCCUUGUAUGUACAAUUCUAGUCAAUCGAUUCAUUACUUCCUCCCUCCGUAGAGAUGCCCCGUCAACACCCACCCCGCCAUAACGACCUGCCUAACGCCGAAGAGGAGCCAACGGAAUAUACCUCUCUUUUUCCCAAACCAACAGAUAAUGACACUCUCAAAGAUGCAGACACCAAUGACGGCUAUGAUUCUAGCAGCGAGGGCUGGCAUCGAUACCUCGGGGAGUUCUGGAUUCUGUUGAAGGGCUCUAUCCCGGUUAUCCUGGCCUAUACACUGCAGAACAGCUUGCAAACUGUAUCCGUGUUGAUAGUCGGGCGUUCCUCACCCGGGGAUCUGGCCACAAGCGCAUUCUCGCUGAUGUUUGCUAUGAUCACUGCGUGGAUGAUCGCUCUGGGAGGGACAACAGCCCUGGAUACAUUGGCCUCGUCAUCGUUCACGGGGAGCUCGAACAAGCAUGACCUUGGUGUUUUGCUGCAGAGGGGGUUUUUUGUUCUCAGUCUUUUCUAUACCCCCGUCGCCAUUCUUUGGGCAUGCUCUGAGCCUGUCUUUCUGUUUCUGGGGCAAGACCAUCAGCUGUCUAGGGACAGCGCGAGAUUCUUAUCGUGCUUGAUUCCUGGUGGUUUGGGUUAUAUUUAUUUCGAAUUGAUUAAGAAGUAUUUGCAAGCUCAAGGUAAGGUUUACCUUAUUAUGCCACUCCUGAAUGCAACUACUAACUUUGCACCUUUCUCAGGGAUCAUGCGUCCAGGAACAUACGUGCUAAUGAUCACAUCCCCCUUCAACGCCCUUCUCAAUUACCUAUGCUGUUACGCCUUUGAUAUGGGCUUACUCGGGGCGCCCUUUGCCCUCGGCAUCUCAUACUGGUUGUCCUUUAUCCUGUUAGCUCUCUAUGCCCGAUUCGUUGCUGGGUCCGAAUGCUGGGGGGGAUGGUCGCGAGAGGCGUUCCAGAACCUCGGUACAUUUGCCCGCCUGGCCUUCCUGGGUAUCAUCCAUGUCGGCACAGAAUGGUGGGCAUUUGAGAUUGUGGCUCUAGCGGCAGGCCGCCUGGGCACCAUCGCAUUGGCUGCACAAAGCGUUAUCAUGACCGCAGAUCAAGUGCUAAACACAAUCCCGUUUGGGGUGGGUGUUGCCACAUCGGCACGAGUGGGUAACCUUCUGGGAUCUCGGAACGCACCGGGAGCUGCCAAAGCAGCGAAUACGGCCGCCUGGCUCAGCAUUUUCCUUGGAGCGGUCGUACUGGUUGUCUUGAUGGGUACCCGGCACGACUUUGCGAAGAUCUUCAACUCGGACGAGCGAGUGGUGCGCCUCACCGCCGAGGUGCUACCGUAUGUUGCCCUGUUCCAGAUUGCCGACGGCCUAAAUGGGAGUUGUGGGGGUAGUCUUCGCGGUAUGGGUCGACAGCACGUCGGAGCGAUGAUCAAUCUGGUUAGCUAUUACUGCGGUGCUCUGCCUCUCGGCAUUUGGCUGGCAUUCCACGGCUGGGGCCUCAAGGGACUGUGGAUGGGACAGUGCAUUGCAUUGUAUCUGGUGGGGGCGUUGGAGUGGAUGAUCGUGGCUCUCAGCAAUUGGAACAAAGAAGUGGAUAAGGCCUUCGCGCGCAUGGAUGUGGAACGAUUGGAUGAAAGGUAGAGUAGUUGCACAGUAAUUAAGUACUUGAUUGUAUGGAGGUAUGAUGUAUGGCAGAGUUGAUUGUGUUCAAGUUGUGUCUCCAAAGCAUGAGCUCAAACGGGAAGUUCGAUUGGCCAAGAAGUACUUCUCCAACAAGCUAGUUACACGCUUAUAUCCCAGACAGAUGAAGAUCGAUAUUUUUCCGAGGACAGACCCG